Molecule: messenger RNA, 945 nt
Organism: Scheffersomyces stipitis CBS 6054
Lineage: Eukaryota; Fungi; Ascomycota; Pichiomycetes; Serinales; Debaryomycetaceae
Product: U1 snRNP complex subunit
Exons: 2
Coding region: 1-945 (314 amino acids)
Biological process (GO): mRNA splicing, via spliceosome
Cellular component (GO): precatalytic spliceosome; U2-type prespliceosome; U1 snRNP
Molecular function (GO): U1 snRNA binding; mRNA binding
Source: RefSeq, a predicted model, not a curated record
AUGACUGAUAAUACUGAGAAGUAUCCUCCGGAUAUCCAGAAGCUUUUUGCACCCAAACCGCCGCUCUUGUAUUUGCUGUCUUCAGAUUUUGCAGCUGGACAGAGAGCCACAGCAUCCAUAACACCCGUUUCAGCCUGGAGAUCUGAAAUUGACAAAUACACCGUUCAGUUGAAGGAGCAGGAUUCUUCCAGCAUAAAGAAACAACCAACAAAACACCAAUUACAAGAAGAAGCUGCUCGUGAAAAACAGCUUCUCAAGCGAGAAUCGUUCAAACGACAAUUGCGCGAAUGGAAUGAUCCCGAAAUAUUGCAUCAAAAUGAGAAAGAAUUCAUGAAAGAUCCAUAUAGAACCAUCUUUGUCUCUCGUUUAGACUUCAGCUUAACCGAGCUUGAUAUUUCUAAGCAUUUCAGCAAGUAUGGCGUGAUUGAGUCUGUGCGUAUUAUACGUGACUCUGUAACCGGUAAAUCUCGAGGAUACGGCUUCAUAGUGUUUGAACGAGAGUGGGAUGCCCAGAGCUGUAUCAGUGAAGUGGCGAGAACAGGUGUAAGACUUCCACAAGCAAAGAGAACUAUUUUGGUAGAUAUAGAGAGGGGCCGUAUAGUGCUGAACUGGCGUCCGCGCAGAUUAGGAGGAGGUCUAGGAGGUAGACACUAUACGAGACCCGAUCCCCGUUUCAAUAGUACAGCUUCAGCUGCAGCCAGUGGUAGAAGUAUUAAUAUUGCUAACAACCCACAUAUACCGUCUGGUCAUAGUGGCCAUCGCCAGCAGCCGUCAUAUUAUCCUCCAACACAGAGUACGUUCAAGAGCUAUCCUAAAGAAACCGAAAAGAAACCGGAAAAGUCUGUCAAGGACAAGUAUGCCAAGUAUGCUGCUGUUCUGGAGUCGUCUGGUGGUUACCGUUCUGUGGGAGAGACCCGGUCAAUCAGAAGUAUAAGGCAGGGGUAA